UUUUGAUCCUAGUCCGCUGCAUACUGUGUGGUAUGAUGGACUCCAGGUGACAGAGCUUCUUUCGGAUCAAUUCCGACCGCUCUCGCACCGUCUGUGCCUGGCAUCUCUAGUUUGGAGGCUUAUCAAGCCCCAUAAACCAGGAUCUACUCCUCCGGAGCUCCGUUCCUUCCACCUCUUUUCUCUUCUCCAAGACGGCUACUCAUCUUCGCGAGAAAUUGACCGGUGCGGGUUACACAACCCCCCCCCCUUCCUUCAGUAUUACAAGAUGGGUUCCAAAGUCGAGCUGGGGUCAUCGCUCCCAUAUGCGACAAUCCCUUCUGCUUCAUCCGGUCCAAACAAAACGCCGCGAUCUUCUCUAGCGCGCAAUAUGGGACGGGUGCUUCUCAGUUUUCUGCUCGCGUGUGUCUUCGUCUUCUUGACCAAUGCACACCGAUGCAACAGGCGACCGCUCACCCUGCAACAACGCGUCGACAAAAUCCUGUCGGAAACCCCAUUGAUAGAUGGUCAUGAUGAUUUGCCUAUUUUUAUCCGCUCCCUGUUCCAUAACCACAUCUACGGCGAUGACUUCAAGGUGCCUUUUACGGAGGGAGGUUUGAAAGGCCAUGUCGACCUGCCACGGCUUGCUCAGGGCAAAGUGGGCGGUACCUUCUGGAGUGUCUUUGUGGAGUGCCCAGAAAACUGGAGCGACUUCUCCGACGCAACAUAUGUGACCAGCGUGCGCGAAACUUUCGAACAAGUGGAUGUAACGCGACGUCUGCAGCAGGCUUACUCCGAUACUUUCUCUGCUCCCCCCAACGGUACGACAGCCUUGAAGGCCUUCCGCGAGGGCAAGAUUAUCUCACCACUCGGCAUCGAGGGUCUCCAUUCUAUCGGGAACUCGCUGUCCCACUUGCGAGCCUUCUAUUCCCUUGGAGUUUCAUAUGCCACGCUCACCCACAACUGCCACAACCGCUAUGCUGAUGCGGCGCUCGUCGAGUUUCCGGGUGGGGUGAAGAAAGCGGACCCUCUUUGGCACGGAGUGAGCGAGGCCGGCAAGGACCUCAUAUUUGAGAUGAACCGAGUCGGCAUGAUCGUAGAUCUGUCCCAUGUCAGUGCGGACACGAUGCGACACGUUCUAGGCGCUGGCAGAGACGACUGGGCUGGCAGCCGCGCGCCGGUCAUGUUCAGCCACAGCUCCGCGUAUGCAGUCUGUCCUCAUCCACGGAAUGUCCCCGACGAUGUCUUGGAGCUGGUCAAGAGACGCAACUCGAUUGUGAUGAUCAACUUUUCUCCGGACUUUGUCUCGUGUACCAAGUCAAAUAACCCGUACGGCUUACCAGAUUUCGACCCAGUGCAUGCAACGUUGGAGCAUGUGGUGGACCAUAUCAUGCAUAUUGGGAAUCUCAUUGGCUUUGAUUAUAUCGGGCUGGGAAGUGACUUUGAUGGCAUUCCGACCGUCCCGCGAGGUCUCGAAGAUGUGUCCAAAUUCCCCGAUCUAAUUGCUGAGCUUUUGCGGCGCGGAGUCAGCGACGAGGAUGCAGGCAAGGUGGCUGGAGGCAACCUGCUGCGGGUGUGGAGGGAGGUCGACGAGGUUGCGCUUCGGCUGCAGGCGGAAGGGGCACUUCCAGUCGAAGAUCAGUUGCACAGUGAAUGAUGUCAGCCCAAUAAGUAAGACAAUACUUACACUAGACGCGUCUGUCACGUCUCCCAUUGGACCAAGCCUUAUACAGGAACGGUAUCACGGUUCGUGGCAAUUUGGCGAUUCGUUUGAGGUCUAGGGUCCUUCUCUCUUCGCUAUUGGAUAGCUGAAGGCUGUCGUAUUGUUCCGGUUGGUUUGGUCUUGAAACGCGUAAGAUUGUGUUGCGCUGUUUAUAUAUGCCUGUUUAGGAAGGCGCGGGAUCGCAGCAUCAUGUGUACCUCAAAGCCUUCCCGGCUCCACUUCAUUUCUCUGUGGCCUUUGCAACAUCUCCGCAAUGCAUUUGCAAUUCAUUUCAAACGCC
Molecule: messenger RNA, 1979 nt
Organism: Aspergillus heteromorphus CBS 117.55
Lineage: Eukaryota; Fungi; Ascomycota; Eurotiomycetes; Eurotiales; Aspergillaceae
Product: putative dipeptidase
Exons: 5
Coding region: 266-1633 (455 amino acids)
Biological process (GO): proteolysis
Molecular function (GO): metallodipeptidase activity
Source: RefSeq, a predicted model, not a curated record